UCUGCAUGGCAACCACGUCUGCGGAGCUCUGUCCGGGACCGACGCAUGGCGAUCUGAUGAGCAGAAGAGCCGAAGUCUGGAGAUGACGGGAUGGAUCUGUUGCCAUACCAGGAUGGUAUUGCGAGAUCUUAAAAUGAUCGAUAUUGCCCAUAUCGGAAUAAAUGGCCGUGAAAAGAGGGAGUACUCCCUAUCAUCUCUCUCAACCCAUUUCCCACGACGAAUCCUUCGAAAGAUUCCGAAAUGGCUCCAAUAAAUGGCGAUAUCUCGAAACAAAGAGUUCCUCCUCCAUUGAUCGACUUGUACGGCAUCGCGGCCCAAUAUCGAAGAGGCGAAAGAAAACCUUACUGAUCAGCUCCGCCUGGACUCACCGCCAAACUCAACCCUGGGAGCAAGAAACCUCCAAUUCAGAGCGGUUAUCCCCCAAGAUCCAUCGAUGUUCUGGGAUAGCAACCCGGAAGUCCGGCAGACAAGUCUCUCGGGGGGCCCACACGGCGGCAAACGGGCGGGCCCACGGCGGCACAAGCAAAAAGGGCAAACGGGCGGGUCGGCCGCGGGGGAAGCAAGACUCGCCUGAGACAGCGCAAAACGCCCGCCAAUGGAGGAUUUUUUCCCCCAGAUACUGGAUUGCGCAUGCCCUACGUCACUCCGCCCAAUGUGCCAUGCCAUCACACGACAACCGCCGCGCGCGCGACGAAGACAGGACGGAAGGGCCUUCUUUUUUCUCUUUCUUUCUGAUACAUAUUCUUCGAGGCCUGCAGGACCAUCCGUGACGAUCGGCCGGCUGUUGAGAGGAUAUCUUGCACUCUCGCGUGCUUUGGGCAGGGAAUGGUCUGCACUUUUCUGCUGAAACAUUGCUGUCGAUCCGGAUCUGCAUCGUUGAAAACUUUCACGCUCGUUGCCAUUCAUUCAGCUGGGAAUCAUCAAUAGCGAUACAGGUUGCUCUCGAACACAGAAAGGGAAACGAUCCGAUCCGAUUUCAAUCUGAUCAAAGGGUCUCGAUCGCUCCUGGAACAGAUCA
Messenger RNA from Dissoconium aciculare CBS 342.82, 1018 nucleotides. RefSeq lists its product as uncharacterized. The coding region runs from base 162 to 770 and encodes 202 amino acids. The transcript has a single exon. The record is from RefSeq and is a predicted model, not a curated record. NCBI's taxonomy places the organism in Eukaryota, Fungi, Ascomycota, Dothideomycetes, Mycosphaerellales, Dissoconiaceae.